Lasiodiplodia theobromae is the source of this 2676-nucleotide messenger RNA. RefSeq lists its product as uncharacterized. Bases 1 to 2676 code for a protein of 891 amino acids. The record is from RefSeq and is a predicted model, not a curated record. The transcript has 5 exons. Lineage: Eukaryota; Fungi; Ascomycota; Dothideomycetes; Botryosphaeriales; Botryosphaeriaceae.
AUGAAGCGCAGACGAGGAGGCGCCAAGUCGACAUCACGCAGCCCCGAAAUGUCCAGGCCAGCCAGGCGGCAACCCACUGAGGCUUUGCACAUGACGACCCGCGCUGCUGGCAAGGCCGCCUCUACCGUAGGCACUGACUCACCCGCCCAAUCCGAAGCCAGCGGCAGCCGUCGCAGCUCGCUCAACGACCCGCAGCCUCAGGCCGACUACAACCAAGUCGCCACCCACCAAUCUGCAUCGUCAUCGUCGACCGACGACGCCGAUCAGCAGAGCCGCGAUGCAGACCGUGAUCACAUGGAUGCAGAUGUGCCGGGUGCUCCCGAGUCCGACACCUCGUCACAAGACCAUGACCAGGAAUCCCUGGACACUUCCAAAAGCGGUAAUAAGAGAAAACGCUCCUCGGCUGGCGGUGAAGAUCUCUCGCAUCAUCCUCCACACACCAACGGCGUCAACGGCACUUCCUCGCCCGAUGACGCCGACCCGCCCGUGCCCGCUACCAACCACCCGGAUCCCGAACCACCACGAAAGCGUGCCCGCGGUGGUUGGAGGGGGAGAGGUCGCGGUAGAGGGAGAGGUGGCCGCGGCGGACUGACUCUAUCUACUCAUGCAAGCUUUCACACCGAUGCGACAUCGACCCCGCCCUCUGCCGGCCUGCCCGACAGGGACCAUCUCUCAGACGACCAGCAGGCUGGCAGUGAACGUCCCAUCAAGCAACCCAAACGACUACCUGGCCGGCGCCGCGCCCCCAAUGCUGACCCGAGCAUCGAGGCCGACCUACGUCGCCAGCUGCAGUUGAAGACUGCAUAUCGUGCUGUCGUCAAGGUGCUGAAGCCUGUCCUCGCUGAGCUUGCUGAUCGUGCCAUCAAUGACGUCGAGGAGGAUCCAAACGCUCACGAGCAGAGCGAUCAGUACGAAAUUGUCAAGGCUGCUUUGGAUGCUCAGCUCGCCGAUCGCGUUGGCUAUCUGGAUCGGAAAUUCGCCAUUUCAAAAGAGCACGUUGAGCGCAGGAAAACGGCCGAGCAGCACAUCGUCGAGACAGCAUACGAAAACGUUUUCUUCAAUAUUCAAGAAGACUAUCUCUUACGUUGCCAGUACCAAAUUUUGAAUAUUCUGCGUGAGGCUGAAAAGCAAGCGCAGGACGGCGAAGCUACUGACGAUGAGGACGGUCUCGUGCCUCGUCGACGUGGCAUGCAGUACAAAUGGCGACCGACUGGCUUCCUCGACCCAAGUUCAGACUCUCGCAGUAGGUUUUACCUCGAGACAGAAAAGCUGUUGAAAGACUUCGAGCGUCGUGGUCUCUCAAAACAAGAAAGAGACAGCUUCUUGGAGAAAAAUCCGGACGAAUUUGAUAAAGACGUGGUCACGUCUCGAGAGAAUUUUGCCACGUUUGACGCAGAUCGUCGGGAGUAUGCCCGGGCUAUUUACAACGCAAACACCUUGGCCGAAGCCGCCGAGGCUGUCGAGAAGGGCAUCAAACCUGAGCCAGUUAUCAAGACAUUACCCAAUGAGGACGCCACCGGCCUUCAAUUGCUUAUCUCUGCAAUCGAAAAUCCACCCCCGCCGGCUCCUCUUCCUACCCGGGUUGAGGAGCGGAAAUACGAGGAGCGCAUUACGCCUCGUAGCACGCCUGCGGCUGAGAUUAGUACACCAAGGAUGGGAAGUGUUCCACCACCAAGAUCCACGUCAACACCGAAGUCCACCCGUGGUCGUAGAGGGCGUGGGCAAUCGGCAAGAUCGACGCCUAUCCGUGCGAAUGCUCGAUCCAGGACCUCGACUCCUGCCCCCGCCAUGGUCGAUGAUUUGCUCGAGCAUCCCGAACCCGGCUCAGCCAUGUCAGCUUCCAUGUCGACGGGCAUUGAGACCCGCGAUCCCAGUCCACGGAAACCGAUCAUUCAGCCAGCGCCCACUGCAUAUGCUCCCGAGGAACCCAGACACAGGGUUUCUGAGGGUCCAAUUAUGAAUGGCGCAGAAAGAGAGCCGAUAGCUGAGCCACGCCUGCCAAGACAGCCAAGCGUAUCCUCAAAUAGGAUCACGGAUCUUCUGAACAAGGGUGACGAGCCGCCCCCACAGAUCUCUCCGUUCAUCUCAUCCAGUCCUGCUGCGUUGCCACCCGUAAUUCUGCAGCCACUGCCGCAACCCUCGUCGGCUCCACUGUCCGAACUGCCUCGUUUUGCUGCACACUCUGGUCAGCAUUCUGAAUCUUCACAACCUGGUCUGACUGCUCAGUUUUCGCAGCCUGUUGAUCGUAGCGAACGUGCACAGGAGUCGUACAUCUCCACGCUUUCUGAGCCGGAGAGGACAAUUGAUUCUGUCGGGAUUGCGCAGCAGCGGCCAACCACUGCGCCGACGGAGGCGACGAGGCAGGAUGCACCGCCCUCCCGGAAGACGUUUUGGGAUACUAUCACAAUCGACAACAAGUCAAGGCCCACCAGUCCGUUGAACGCUGACAAGACGCCUUUGGCAAGGAUACGACAGAUUUUAAACCCUUCGAAUUAUCCGCGCAGAGCAGAUAGCCCCUCUGGGACUACUCCGCCUGCCACUGCUAAUGACCGGCUCUCUGAGCGGCCUGAAAUGGCGCCUCCGGCAUCGAGAGCUUCGUGUGGUUUCUCAGCCGCCUGGUACGCAGCCUUCAUUGGCAUCACCGGUGGAGGCGCCGAAGCGGUCCAACAGCCGUGA